This is a messenger RNA of Drosophila miranda, 2662 nucleotides long. RefSeq names its product palmitoyltransferase ZDHHC15B. The transcript has 7 exons. Gene Ontology annotation, cellular component: Golgi apparatus; endoplasmic reticulum. The record is from RefSeq and is a predicted model, not a curated record. NCBI's taxonomy places the organism in Eukaryota, Metazoa, Arthropoda, Insecta, Diptera, Drosophilidae. Bases 432 to 1841 code for a protein of 469 amino acids. Gene Ontology annotation, biological process: synaptic vesicle maturation; peptidyl-L-cysteine S-palmitoylation; protein targeting to membrane. Gene Ontology annotation, molecular function: protein-cysteine S-palmitoyltransferase activity.
UUUCAUCCGCGGUCUUACUGUCCACAGAGGAGACGACGAAGGUUUUUGAGAGAGUUUUAAAAUUAAAAUUAAACAGAAGACUAUGGCGUUGUGCUAAGGCCAACACUUUCACUUGCCCGCCCAUCUGGGGAAGAAAGCAAUAGUGUGGUUCUUCAGCAGAUUUUCGUAAAGGCCUUCGUCUCAUAUCUAUGAGUGUUUGUGUUUGGCAAUUAGCUUCCCAGUGAAUCACAAAAAAAGUUAAUAACAACACUCAGCGAAGAUAAGGAAGAGUGCGUUUCCCCCCCGCUCCCGCCCACGCGCCAACCGCCGCCUAACCGCAGACCUUUGCGACCAUUGCGUAGAGCAGCCCCACAAGUUGUCCCCACGAUCGAAGACAACUAGGCCAUCGAGGUAGUGUAGUGGCAGCCAACGUAUUUGGUUGCAUCAAUAGAAUGGGAAACGACGAUCACCGGCGGAGGAAGACACCUUGCGGAUUCUGCAUGGCUGUGUUCAAGUGGAUUCCGGUUGUAUUCAUAACCGCCGUCAUUGCCUGGUCCUACUAUGCCUAUGUGGUGGAGCUCUGCAUACGCAACUCCGAGAACCUCGUUGGGAUGAUUUUAAUGCUGUUCUUCUACCACAUUGCCCUGAUACUGUUCAUGUGGUCCUACUGGAGAACCAUAAUGACAUCGGUUGGUCGAGUGCCAGAUCAAUGGCGGAUACCAGACGAGGAAGUGACGCGCCUGUUUCGUACCGACAACCCAGAGACUCAGAAACGAAUUUUGAACAGCUUUGCCCGCAGUUUGCCAGUAACCAAUCGCACAAUGAACGGCUCUGUCCGGUUUUGUGAAAAGUGUAAGAUCAUUAAGCCGGACAGAGCGCAUCAUUGCAGCGUGUGCAAUAGCUGCGUGCUCAAGAUGGAUCAUCACUGCCCCUGGGUGAACAAUUGCGUCAACUUUUACAAUUACAAAUUCUUUGUAUUGUUUCUGGGGUACGCGCUCAUCUAUUGCUUGUACGUUGCAUUCACCACUCUGCAUGAUUUCGUUCAGUUCUGGAAGGUAGGUGCCUACGAAAAUAAUGGUUACUCGGAACAGGGCCAAUUGAACGGCAGUGGCGUGGGCCGUUUUCACAUCUUGUUCCUGUUCUUCAUAUCCAUCAUGUUUGCCAUUAGUUUGGUGAGCCUGUUUGGCUAUCACAUCUAUUUGGUUCUGGUCAAUCGCACCACUUUAGAGUCUUUUCGAGCACCAGUCUUUCGCGUCGGCGGCCCCGACAAGAACGGCUUCAAUUUGGGCCGCUAUGCCAACUUCUGUGAGGUGUUUGGCGACGACUGGCAGUACUGGCCUUUGCCCAUCUUCACCAGUCGUGGUGAUGGCUUCAGCUAUCCAACAUCCAUCGAUCAAAGCGGCGAGGCGCCCCCCGCGCAGCGAUACGCUGCCAUGGGCGAUACAACCACCAACAGGUUAGAUGGCAAUCCAACAGAUAAGUUGAUUGACGCUAUACCCCUCGUCACCACACCCAAUAACCAUGUUCAACCACCUCAACUUCAACCUCAACAACAACAUCCACAUCAAGUAAGAAGCCAGAACCAGGCGCAGGCGCAGUCGCAGCGCCAGGCCCGUCCAAAGUCGUUAAAUCUGCAACCCGCACUGGAACUGCCCUUGGCAAACGGCCAAUCAUCAAGCUGCAACACGGCAGCAGUCCCGUCUAGUCAGGUGGUCGUUGUCAAUUUUAGCACCCUGCCAGAGGAUGCCAAUGGCGAUGCGGUCAUCAUCGAUAUGGUGGGCGAUCAUAGUGGAGCUGCUGCUGUUGUUGCCGCUCCCAAGGAUGCCUGCCGCCAGCCGAAUGGUGAUGUCCCACUCAACUAGACCCUGUAACUUUCGCUACGAAACCUUUUUAGAUACGUAUCUCUAUGUAUGUUUGUUGUAUAUCUGUGUAAACUGCCAGAAUGGUUGCACUUGUGCCCUGUCAUCGUUGCAGUUCUUUUCUUAAAUCUAUGUUAUAUACCACUAAGUUACCUCUAUAUACACAAAUGUAUGUGGCCUUUGUGGCUGCUGGGAAACACAUUGGGGGCACCAUAUCACACAAAAAAACAAGAAACAAAAAACAUUACAACUAUUACAAAUAGACAACUAAGUAAAUGUUUAAGCAAUGCGUUUAGUAUGCAUUUGUGUUUUACAUUCAUGUGAGAGCCAUCGCAGUUUAUAUCGAAAUGUACUGGAUCAGAAUGUAUACUAUUCCGAAGGGAAUACCGGGCAAUAUAGUGUAGUGCAGGGAUGAACGCGAGACCUGAAUGUAGGCAAAUUCCUAGAAAGGACCAAUCAACAUUCACUUAAUCGAUGGUGACCCCGUUAAGAGUUAGUUUUAUUAUUGAAAGAACACCCAUGUAGAUAUCAGCCAAUCUCCAAGACUUAACCUGAGAUUUCAGCGAGCCCAACCCAAUCGACACAUGCACCACAAAGAGAAUUUUAUCUACGAUUUAGGCAUUUCUUAUUGCUUUUAAUUAAUGUAGUUAGUUGGUAACUUAUUGCAAGUUGAUUUGGGUAGAGUUCUUUUUAUAUUUUUGAUAUGAUGUUUAGUUUAUUUUUGCUAUAAUUUUACCUAAAUAUGUUCGCUUUUAUUGAAUUUCUGUAAGAAGGGGUGAAACGAACUGAAGAAGUAUGGAAAAUAUAUUUAAAAGAGCCACAAA